AUUCGGAAUAUAUCCAUGGAUGUCCACAGACAGCAUUUUCGGUGCCGUGUUUGACUGGGCUCAGGGGAAGCGUGUUUGAGAGGGAGGAGGAGGAGCAGUUGUUCUCUCCGUCAUCUCAUCAUUUCCUCCUCGUUACUCACUUCAUACGGAAACAUGGUGCAUCGGCAGGUGCGGAUCUGAUUCACUAUCCGCUCGUUUUCUUCUUCACAGCUACACCAUGGACAAAGUACAAUCCGUGGACUAAUUUAGUUAUUUAUUUAUUUAUUUUUUUGUAAAUCUUGGAAAUUUCCUGGUUUCGCUUCUCCUUUCCUUUGGCGCUUUAGCUUAGCUUUAUCGGCUGCAUCCCUGUUCCACCGGUCCUCCCAAAAAAAAAAAAAAAAAAAAAAAAAACAGGCCACAGCGAUGCGGACUUUAUUACAGCCUUGAUUUCUUGGGGGAAAAACAAACAAACAACAACAAACAUUUUCGCUGUAGUGAAGGAAAGGAGCUUUGUAUUUGUAUGGACCUAACGGAUAGCUAGUGGCCGCAACUCAGAGCAAAGAAAAAUGCUGAAUUCGAGGCGGCUGUUGCGGCUUUCUAACCGCUCCUUCUUGGCCUUCAUUUUUUUCUUCUCCAUGUCUACGACCUGCCUCUACUUCAUUUAUGUGGCCCCUGGAAUAGCCAACACGUACUUCUUCAUGGUGCAGGCUCAGGGUAUCAUGAUCCGUGAUAACGUGCGGACAAUUGGCCAGAUAAUCAGAUCAUACACCAAUAAGAACAGCACUCUUAAUGGCACAGAUUAUCCAGACGGGAAUAACUCCAGCGAAUAUUUUGCUCAACCGACUACAUACCUCCCUGAAAAUUUCACCUAUGCCCAGAAUUUGCCCUGCCCUGAACGCUUACCUUCUAUGAAGGGUCCUAUAGAUAUAAAUAUGACUGAGGUUCCUAUAGAGGAGAUUGAAUGGCAGCUUAGAAAGAUGGGCAUGCAGUUUGGAGGACACUGGAAGCCCAAGGACUGCAGACCACACUGGAAGGUGGCUGUUUUGAUCCCCUUUAGGAAUCGUCAUGAACAUCUCCCCAUUCUGUUCCAGCACCUCGCUCCUAUGCUUCAACGGCAGCGCUUACAAUUUGCAUUUUAUGUGAUCGAGCAGGCAGGAACUCAGCCUUUUAACCGAGCCAUGCUGUUUAACGUGGGCUUCAAGGAGGCUAUGAAAGAUCUGGAUUGGGACUGUGUGGUUUUUCAUGAUGUCGAUCAUAUCCCUGAAAAUGACCGGAAUUAUUACGGCUGUGGGCAGAUGCCGCGUCACUUUGCUACAAAGCUUGACAAGUACAUGUACCUUCUGCCCUACAAUGAGUUCUUUGGAGGAGUGAGUGGACUUACAGUCGAGCAGUUCCGCAAGAUCAACGGCUUUCCCAAUGCAUUCUGGGGCUGGGGAGGGGAAGACGAUGACCUCUGGAACAGAGUGCACUUUGCUGGCUUUAACGUGACCCGACCUGAAGGAGAUCUUGGCAAAUACAAAUCAAUUCCUCAUCACCACCGAGGAGAAGUGCAGUUUCUGGGAAGGUACAAGCUGCUAAGGUAUUCUAAAGAAAGGCAAUAUUUGGAUGGUCUAAAUAAUCUCCAGUAUUCUCCAGAAAUCUCUUUAAGUAGUCUGUAUAAGAACAUCACUGUUAACCUGAGCCCUGAGCUUGCUCCCAUAGUGGAGUACUGACGUCCGCCUCUCCAUCCACUCCACCUGGCUACGAGUACCUGAAGACGACCAACCCAACAUCACGGAGAAUAGCGCGGCCCGAACAUCGCACACGGCCCCAAAGAAACCUUAAAACCAAUAGACAAAAGGUUAAAGGCCUACAGUGAAUACUACAAUGAUUGUGUGUGUGAAGUGCGUAUGUGAUGUCAUACUUAUGUUUUUGUGAGUGUGAGCGUCCCAAUGCAUGUCUCUACGUUUAUGCAGCUUUAGCUACUCAAAUCAUGCUACGAAAACAAGGAAGAAGGAGAAAUCGGGCCGUGUCAGUGUCAACAAUUCAAAUGUUUACUGCGAAGCCUUAACUGAUUUUCAUAGGCUGUUAUCACUCUGAGUGUCAGUUCUAAUCCAUGCCAACAAUGUAGACCGCUCAGUUUUACAACUCAACAGCAACCUAAAUGCCAAUAGAUAUUUUAUGGCACGUUUUUGUAUCAUAUAGUAGAAUUUUAAGGCAUAUGAGGAUUUAUGUAUGUACUGUAAAUGGUCUUUUAUGGCCUUCCUUAUUUAUUAUCAUUUUUUCGUUUGUUUGUUUUCUCGAGAUGUACUUUGGAGCACUCCAGUGGCGUGUGUAAUGUGAGCGUCACGUUUUUCUGUUCUUUUGCGGGCUGUGAGUGCACGGGGGAUCACGACUGCUCACUCGAUCAUGUAAUGUCAGUGUCAAUUCCAGUGCACAUUCUCUUACUUUGGCAGCUAACUGUCUUUUCAUAACCCCCACCCCCCCUACACACACCUUUCCUUACACAAAUAGAUGCUUCAAUUUUAGGAUCUAAAGACAAAUGGAACCGGGAGGUGUGGUUUAUUAAGCAAAACACCAAUAUUAAUCAGCAUGCCUUACUUUUUUGCCAGAUUUAUUAUUAUUUUUUUUUUCCUUUCUUCUUGUAUAUCGUUUAUUGGUUCUUUUUUGUGCACUGCAACAAUUGAAGUGAAGAGAUUUAUAUCUUUUAUGUAAAUGAUGGGAGAGAAAAUGUUGCUGGUUAUUCACUCGAAGAAUUACUUAGCAGUCGGGUACACAGCUGCUAAAUGCUAAAAUACUGUGUGUGUGUGUGUGUGUGUGUGUGUGUGUGUGUGUGUGUGAGAGAGAGAGAGAAUAAUCCUCCAGCUGUGCAUAUGAAGUACCUUGCACUCGUCUUAAAAUAAGUUGGGCCUGGAUGAGAGAGUGAUGUUACUCUUGAAUGGCAUAAGAAUAGAGUUAUGGGGCAAUGAAAACUUUAUGCUGUUAAAGUUUUGAGCUGUAGGUUGGUUGUGUUUUUCUUUGUACGUGUUGAUUGCCUUUGUAUAUAAAACCUCAUGUUGAAGAUAA
This is a messenger RNA of Tachysurus vachellii, 3024 nucleotides long. RefSeq names its product UDP-Gal:betaGlcNAc beta 1,4- galactosyltransferase, polypeptide 6 (gene b4galt6). NCBI's taxonomy places the organism in Eukaryota, Metazoa, Chordata, Actinopteri, Siluriformes, Bagridae. Gene Ontology annotation, biological process: glycosphingolipid biosynthetic process; carbohydrate metabolic process. The record is from RefSeq and is a predicted model, not a curated record. The transcript is spliced from 9 exons. Bases 546 to 1691 code for a protein of 381 amino acids. Gene Ontology annotation, molecular function: UDP-galactose:glucosylceramide beta-1,4-galactosyltransferase activity.